UCUGCUAGAUCUGCUUAUUAAAAAUUAAGGCUCUCCACCUCGGGGAAAGUUUGGUCUCUUUUUGCAACUUUUCAUAAUUCUCUCUCACACAUACACACAUUAUUCCUCUCAAUGGGAAGAGCCCCAUGUUGUUCUAAAGUGGGAAUGAGAAAAGGUGCAUGGACUACAGAAGAAGACAUGCUCCUCACUAAUUAUAUCCACCUCAAUGGUGAAGGAAAUUGGAGGUCUUUGCCUAUGAAUGCUGGACUUCUUAGAUGUGGCAAGAGUUGCAGACUAAGAUGGGUGAACUAUCUUCGACCAGGUAUUAAGAGAGGAAAUUUCAGUCCAGAGGAAGAUGAUCUUAUCAUCCGUCUUCAUUCAAUCCUAGGUGCUCGAUGGUCCCAGAUUGCUGGAAGAUUGCCAGGAAGAACUGAUAACGAGAUCAAGAAUCAUUGGCACACGAAUCUCUUGAAGAAACUCAAGGCAGCAGGAAUCGAACCAAAACCUAAAAAAUCCACUCCGAAACGAACUAUUAAAUCUUUUAAUAAAAGAAAACAUAGACAAAACAAAGAAGAGAAACGGCAAAGACAGGCACAAAAGUCAAGAAAGACAGAUAACCUGCUGGAACAGGAAAAGCGCCAGAGCCAGAUGGAAAAAGAUGAAGCAGUAGUUGAGAAGAUCCACGUGCAUAUCCCAAAACCAAUAAGGCUUACACAUGGAUAUUCAUAUUCUUCAAGCCAAAGUAGUUGUCAAGAUAAUGAUGCUGCCCAAAUUACCCUCAUGUUGAAUUCUAAGGAAGUUGACAAGAAGGAAGACAAAAUUGAAGAAAUUUAUGAGAAGAUUCAAUUGUUUGAUGAAUUGUUGAAUGGAUGUGGUGAUUUUUCAACUGAAUGCUCAGAGCCAACUAGCUGCAGUUACACCCUAAAGGAGGUUUACAAAGAGUAUUUUCAGCUUCUUUCUGAAAUUUGAGAUAUUAAUUCCUCAUCAAGCUUUUUAAAUGUUUGAUCCAAUUUUUUGAAAAUGGUUGUUUGAUGGUCACAUUGGUCCAGAAAAGAAUGAUUCAGGAGCUUUUAGAAAGUGUGCAAAUGAAGUUAA
Molecule: messenger RNA, 1074 nt
Organism: Lycium barbarum (goji berry)
Lineage: Eukaryota; Viridiplantae; Streptophyta; Magnoliopsida; Solanales; Solanaceae
Product: transcription factor MYB8-like
Exons: 3
Coding region: 112-948 (278 amino acids)
Source: RefSeq, a predicted model, not a curated record